Molecule: messenger RNA, 1356 nt
Organism: Camellia sinensis
Lineage: Eukaryota; Viridiplantae; Streptophyta; Magnoliopsida; Ericales; Theaceae
Product: syntaxin-71
Biological process (GO): vesicle fusion; intracellular protein transport
Cellular component (GO): endomembrane system; membrane; SNARE complex
Molecular function (GO): SNARE binding; SNAP receptor activity
Source: RefSeq, a predicted model, not a curated record
AUUGUUUAAACUUUUUCUCGUCCCCUCCGUCUCUCUCUCUCUUGCCGCCACCUUACAGCGAUCACUCUCUCUCUCUCUCUCUCUGAAAAAACUAGAGAGAGAAAGAGAAACACAGAGGCAGAGCCUCUCAACAGAAAAGCCAUAGUUAUACAUACAUAUAUUCUAUAUACAGUUCUAGAGAGAGAGAGAGAGAGAGAGAUAGAGAGAGAGAAGAUGAGUGUGAUCGACCUGAUAACUCGAGUGGAAGCGAUAUGCAAGAAAUACGAAAAGUACGACACCGACAAGCAGAAGGAGGUCAACGUCUCCGGCGACGAUGCUUUCGCUCGUCUCUACUCUGUCUUCGACUCCGACCUCGAUCAAGCCCUCCAGAAAUUGGAAUCUGUACCAGCGGAGAAAAACAGGGCAACGGCUGUGGCUAUCAACGCCGAGAUUCGACGGACCAAGGCUCGAUUGAUCCAGGAACUCCCCAAAUUGCAACGACUUGCUCUUAAAAAGGUCAAAGGGCUUUCAAAAGAGGAACUUGAGGCUCGAACUGAUUCAGUUUCUGCGCUGAAAGAGAGGAUUGAAGCUAUCCCUGAUGGGUCCACAAAUGGAGCUAAACAAACAGGUGAAUGGGCAGCUUCAGCCUCAAGCACAGGAAUUAAAUUUGACACUACUUCAGAUAGAAGAUAUGAUAGCGAGUACUUUCAGCAAACUGAGGAAUCAAACAAUUUUAGGAACGAGUAUGAAAUGCGGAAAAUGAAACAGGAUGAAGGAUUGGAUGUUAUAGCAGAAGGAUUGGAUACAUUGAAAAACAUGGCUCAUGACAUAAAUGAGGAAUUGGAUAGGCAAGUGCCGUUGAUGGAUGAAAUAGAUGACAAGGUUGACAGGGCAGCCUCUGACCUUAAAAGUACCAAUGUGCGACUCAAGGACACGGUGACGAAGCUGAGGUCUAGUCGCAACUUCUGCAUUGAUAUCAUACUCUUAUGUGUAAUCCUGGGAAUCGCUGCCUAUUUAUACAAUGUACUAAAGUGAGACUUGUGCUUUGGCUACUGCGCCUCCAGCUUACUGAAUCAGGAGGCACGACACCACAGUAAUAGGCGGAAGUAGAAUCUAUCAGCAUAGUGUAAUUUGGUCCCUGUUGUUCUCUGUAUUUGUGUCUGCUGAGUUCUAACUAUGCUUUGACUGUUGUCCAAUAUACCACAGUACUUUAGAUCAACACUAGCAACAUAGAUCUUUUAUUUAUUUAUUUUUUUGAAUACGUGGUUAUGUGGUGAAAAUUAAAUUUGUGUAAUGUGGAGUCUAUAUGUAAAAUAAAUCUAAAUUACAAAAUGAUAAUUUUAAGUAAUUUAUCAAUAGUUAAGUUUCAAAUCGUAA